Molecule: messenger RNA, 390 nt
Organism: Monosiga brevicollis MX1
Lineage: Eukaryota; Choanoflagellata; Craspedida; Salpingoecidae
Exons: 4
Coding region: 1-390 (129 amino acids)
Source: RefSeq, a predicted model, not a curated record
AUGGCAGCCAAGCAGGUUUUGCAGGAUAUGCCGCCGGCUGGUGGCUACACGUCCGUGCCUUACAAGCGCAACGUGCCUUACCGUGGCCCCCACGGUGCGGUUCUGUUUGCUGGGGCCAUUGGCGUCAUGGCAUACGGCUUCUACAAGGUCAUUCAGGGCAACCAGGCUAGGAGGCGUCUUGGAGAGGAGAAGCUCAACGCUCGCAUUGCUAUUGCUCCUGUGCUCGAGGCGGAAGCCGACCGACUGAUGGUUCGCCGUCGUGCUCAGAUCACCGAAGCCGAGCGCAAGAUCAUGGCCAACCACAAGGGCUGGGACGUGAACGAGAAGUUUUACAACACAGACUCUUACGUCGCGCCUACCACGCCGCUAACGGUGCCCCAAAUUGUCUAG